AUGUCUUCCUUUAUUACUAAUGGGCGCUACCCUCCUAUCCCUGGCGCUACCCUUGAUGAUGUGACCAGCGAGGAGAGGUCAAGUGCAAUUGACUUCGUCAACCGGCAUAACCUCAUCUUCGAAGAGUUUGACCAUCAAAAAAUGAUAAACACAUUCCUCCCCGACGCUGUCGUCUACCAUACUUAUGGCGUCGUUCGCGGCCACGAGAAUAUGAAGGACUUCUUGGAGAACAAGUAUGGAUUUUUCAUCCCCGGAGUCUCCCGCCAUGCCACCAACCACGUUGUGGAUCGUGAUCAAGACGGAGGUGUGAUUGGUGACGACCUGGCUGCUAUAAAUGGGCAUGAUGCCAUUAGGGAGGACGGCCUCCCGGCAAUCUGGUGGAUUGGAAGGAUCGUUGAUCAACUUAGAAUGACGCCGGAUGGCUGGAAGAUCUUUGAACGUCAUCUUGGAGCACCUUUUAGAGAUGGCAGACUGGACCCUAGCAAGGCCCCUAGUGUCAAGGAAAAGGAUCACGACCAUCAUGAAUAG
This is a messenger RNA of Fusarium redolens, 528 nucleotides long. RefSeq lists its product as uncharacterized. The record is from RefSeq and is a predicted model, not a curated record. Bases 1 to 528 code for a protein of 175 amino acids. The transcript is spliced from 2 exons. Lineage: Eukaryota; Fungi; Ascomycota; Sordariomycetes; Hypocreales; Nectriaceae.